Strongyloides ratti is the source of this 660-nucleotide messenger RNA. RefSeq names its product LP10272p. The record is from RefSeq and is a predicted model, not a curated record. Bases 1 to 660 code for a protein of 219 amino acids. Gene Ontology annotation, cellular component: plasma membrane. Gene Ontology annotation, biological process: sensory perception of sound. The transcript is spliced from 3 exons. Lineage: Eukaryota; Metazoa; Nematoda; Chromadorea; Rhabditida; Strongyloididae.
AUGUAUCAAAAUAAUUAUCUUGAUUUAAUUACAAAUAAUAAAGAUUAUAAUAAAAAUUGGAGAAUUUUAAGUGCUGUAUGGAUUUUUUUAACUAUAUGUUCUUCUAUUCUACAUUUACUUGUUAUUAUUAAUCCAGAAUGGAUUGGUAAUAAUAAAACAAAGUCAUAUUUUGGUUUAUAUAAUUAUUGUAAUAAUGGUUAUGAUUGUGAAUGGGAUAUAUUAAAUAUUAAACCUUUUUCUAUUAUAUCACAUAUAUCAUUUUUAUUUUACCUUUCAGCUGCUGUUUUAAAUGGAUUUGCUAUUUUUUCAAUAAUGCUUUUUGUUCUUCUAACAGAAAGAUAUGUUUUUUUGGUUGCAUCAUGGUUUCAAUUAUUAUCAUUUGUCAUGACAACAGUUGGAAGUUUUAUUUUUCCAUUUUCAUGGGAUCAUAGUAUAGCAAGAGAAAUUUGUGAUUCACAAAUAUAUACACUUGGAUAUUGUAGUGUCAGAUGGGCUUUUGUAAUGUCUGUUGUUCUUAUUUUUGAUCAACUACUUUUAUCAAUAUUAGGAUUUAUAUUAGCUAGAAAACAACCACAAAGAUUACCUGAAUAUUAUGAUUAUCUAAAUUAUUGUAAAACAAGCUCUUUUGAUGGUAGUCGAGAUGAGAAAGAAGUAUAUUAA